AUGACUUUCGCCAAGCCGACGCAUCUCUACACUCGUUUGAGGGAAACCAUCCCAACAGUCCUGCCAUGGAGUCAGGGCAGCGCCUCGGAGAAGGGAGACCCGAGGAAAAGCGUCAAGUGGAUUGAUGGUCUUCGAGGAAUCGCUUCCUUUCUAGUCGUUCUCACCCACCUAGCCCGUGCUUGGGACUACGACCUCUUUGCACCCCGAGACAACGAAGACGCAACUCCACGAGUCCUACAAUGGCCCAUUCUUCGCAUCCCCUGGCAGGGUCGUGUCGGGGUCACUAUAUUUGCAUUUCUGACGGGCUACGUCUGCGCUCUGAAACCUAUCAAGCAAUCUCGAGGCGGCGAUACAGCAGCUUCAUUCACGACCGUCGCUAAGAGCGCGUUUCGCAGGCCACCGCGGUUGAUAUUCCCUGCCACUAUUGCUAUGAUUAUAUCGUGGGUUAUUGCGCAAUUCGGUGGCUUCAUCGUCGCAAAUAGAUCUGAUUGCUGGUGGUGUCGAUAUGCCGCUCCGGAACUGGAAGAUUCUCUCUGGAAAGAGAUUAUUCGUUUAGGACAGAAUUUCAUGUCAACCUGGACGACUGGGUAUAUGGUGUACGAUGAUCACCAAUGGGCUCUUCUGCCUCUCCUGAAAGCAUCCAUGUUGGUGUAUAUUCUUCUCGUUGCCACGAUGUUUAUGAAAUUCCGGUAUCGGAUGGUUGUUUACAUUGGUAUGAUGUUAUACUUUCACCAGGAUGCUGCGAAGAACACAGAAACUUUCCAAAUCCAAGCCAUCUACGGCAUGCUCCUCAGCGACCUAUCGCACAGCAUAACUCUCAAAAAUUGGAUCGAGAACCACCCGUACGGACGCAAAAUGAUUACCGCGCCUCUUGCAAUCUUCGGCCUCUUGAUAGCCUCCUACCCAGGCGACCAUCCCGAAUGGUCGGGCUGGUCGAACACCAUGUUCGACAUAGCACAAUAUAUCUUCCCUCCCGAAGUCAAUGUUGGCAAACGUUAUACCGCAAUCGGAAUCGACAUGAUCAUCCUAGCAAUAUAUUUCUCUCCGUCGACAAAACAUUUCCUCGCAAACCGACUUUUGCUCUGGUUGGGUAAGCAGAGUUUUGCUGUGUACUUAGUUCACGGCACCAUGCUGCGCGUCAUUCUUGUUUGGAUGUUGUAUGGAAUUACGGGUCAGCCUUGGGAGGGGGCUGAGGCGGAUACUGAUGAUGUGAGGGACUGGCUCCCGAUUCGACCGCCGUGGGUUGUGGCUAUUAGUAUCCCUAUUUGGAUUGGGAUGGUUUAUGCUGUUGCGGCGGCUUGGACUGCAUAUGUAGAUCCGUUAUGUGCUCGGAUGACCCAGAAGUUGGAGAAGGCUGUUUUUGUGGAUGAUGAGCAAGCAGGUUUACCGCUGCCUGCUGUCUCUAUUCCUAUGCAGACUUCGUGA
Penicillium atrosanguineum is the source of this 1425-nucleotide messenger RNA. Its product is annotated as acyltransferase family protein. Gene Ontology annotation, molecular function: acyltransferase activity, transferring groups other than amino-acyl groups. Gene Ontology annotation, cellular component: membrane. The coding region runs from base 1 to 1425 and encodes 474 amino acids. The record is from RefSeq and is a predicted model, not a curated record. The transcript is spliced from 3 exons. NCBI's taxonomy places the organism in Eukaryota, Fungi, Ascomycota, Eurotiomycetes, Eurotiales, Aspergillaceae. Gene Ontology annotation, biological process: polysaccharide biosynthetic process.